AUGUCUUUACGCAGCCACACUUCCUUCAUCAAACAAACGAGAAAGGGAAAUGUCGUGAAAGUGGUUCGGGAACAUUAUUUACGGGAUGAUAUUGGAACGGGAGUUGGAAAGGUUUUAGAGGAAAAUGCAGAGUGUUAUAUUAUUCCCGAUACUAAUGUAGUUUUGCAUCAAAUUACAAUUUUGGAACAUCGGAGCAUUAAGAAUGCUAUUAUAUUGGAAACAGUUCUCAAUGAAGUGAAGAAUCAAAAUAUUAAUAUUUAUAAGAGAAUUCGUACUUUGAUUGAUGAUAAGGAUGGAAAACAUUUUUAUGUUUUUUCAAAUGAACAUCAUAAAGAAACUUAUAUUGGAGAAAGGCAGGCUAAUGAAAGUGCCAAUGAUAGAAAUGAUAGAGCAAUUAGAGUGUCAGCUCUGUGGUACAUGCGAAAAUUGGCAGAGAGCAAACCUAUUUAUUUGUUAACCAAUGACAAGGAAAAUUUACGAAAAGCAUCGGAAAUGGAGAUUACAGCAAAAACUAUUCAUGAUUUCAUAAGAGAACGUGUGAAUGAAAGUCCGUCAACCUAUCCUGAAGAGUUAUUGGAACUGUUAAACUACACAGACGAAAUUAAAGACGAUGAUGAAGAAAUGGCUGACGGAGACGGCGAAAAGAAAAUAUUUGAAGAUCAUCUCCCAAUGAACACUCUGCUUCGAAGGAUAAAAACUAGAAAAUUACAUCAAGGUAGAAUCACAGUCAAUAGAAAUAAUAUUAAUGAGGCCUUUGUGACACUAAGAGGCAUGCAAGAACUUGUUGUUGAUUUGAAAGACAAGAAUAGGCCAAAACAAAAUGUAUCAGCGCCUUCUUCAAAUUACAGCUCUGAAAAAGAGGCCGAAGAAGAAUUGAGCUCAAUGAUCUCCGAAACGAAUGAUAAUGAAGAUACCUCUUCAGAAGCAGCACAAGCUGGUACAGAAGUUUUUAACACUGUAUUCAUCAAAAACUUCAAGCACAUGAAUAGGGCCAUUCAUGGUGACAUUGUUGCAGUAGAGUUGUUACCAAAAUCAGAAUGGUCCAAACCUUCCUCAAGCGCCGUUAUGGAUGACAAUGAAGUUUUAGUAGAUGAUGGCACAUCCAUCGUUACUGGUGAAAAUAUUGACGAACAACAAGAUGGAAAGACCUCUGUGACUUCGUCCUUCUACUCAAGAUUCAUGAACUCUGAACGUACCAUUCCAACAGGAAAGGUUGUUGGUAUUAUCAAACGAAAUUGGAAAUCCUAUUGUGGAAGUUUAGACGAAGAAACUGAACCAGCAGAGGGACUUAAUAAGGUUCUUUUUGUUCCAGUCAAUAGAUGCAUUCCAAAAGUUAGAAUACUGUCAAGACAAUCUAAGGAACUGUUAAACAAGAGAAUUAUUGUAGCCAUUGAUGGAUGGAAAGCCACUUCCAAGUACCCAGAUGGUCACUAUGUGAGCACCAUUGGAGAAAUUUACAAUACCGAUGCUGAAUCUGAAGUUAUUUUACUUGAACAUGAUGUUCCACAUUAUCAAUUUUCUCAAUCGGUCAUGAAUUGUCUUCCUGAUAAGGAUUGGCAACCCUCCGAACAAGAUAUGGAGCGUAGAAGAGAUUUGCGUCAUAUAAAUAUAGUGAGUGUAGACCCUCCAGGAUGUACCGAUAUUGAUGACGCUUUACAUGCAAUUCAAUUACCAGAUGGAUGCAUUGAAGUUGGUGUUCACAUUGCAGAUGUGACAAAUUUUGUUAAGGAAGGAUCAGCCAUCGACUUGGAGGCUGCAAAGAGAGGAACCACUGUUUAUUUGGUAGACAGAAGAAUUGAAAUGUUGCCAAGUUUACUUACAAACAAUUUGUGUUCAUUGAGGCAACAUGUAGAUCGUUUGGCAUUCUCAGUCAUUUGGAAGUUUUCUCCUGAAGGUGAUAUUUUGAGUGUUGACUUUACCAAAUCAUUGAUAAGAUCACGAAAAUCCAUGACCUAUGAGGAAGCUCAGAAAGUGAUUGACGAUAAGGACAGAGACGAUGAAUUGGCCACUGAUUUGCGACUUCUUUUGCACAUUUCUAAAAUUUUGAAAAAAAAGAGAACUGAAGCUGGUUCCUUAACCCUUGCCUCUCCAGCUGUCAAAUUUAGCAUGGAGACUGAAUCUCAAAAUCCAACGGAUGUAGAGCUGUAUCAAUUGCGUGAAACUAACUCUAUGGUUGAAGAGUUCAUGUUGCUCGCCAACAUUGCUGUUGCCAAAAAGAUUACAAAAGAAUUUCCAAUGGUUGCAUGUUUGCGUCGUCACCCGCCAGCAAAUCCAAAAAAAUUUGAACCAUUGCUAGAAAUGUUGAAGAGACAUGGAAUUACACUCGAUAUUUCAUCAUCCAAAGCCCUGAAUGACUCUUUGAGUAGUAUUAGAAAAUCUGGUGCCAUUAAGGACAAGUACAUGGAUACUCUCGUUCGUAUACUUGUCACACGUUGUAUGGAACAAGCAGUUUAUUUCAUUUCAGGAGAUCACAGUCAAAAUGAUUAUUGGCACUAUGGUUUAGCUGUUCCAAUUUAUACUCACUUUACUUCACCUAUUCGUAGAUAUGCAGAUGUGAUUGUACACAGAUUAUUAGGAGCAGCCAUUGGUUAUUAUCCUCUGACAGCAAAGCUAACGGAUAGAGAAUAUUCGAGAAGACUCAUGACAGAGCUCAACAAGAGAAAUAGAAUGUCACAAUAUGCUCAACGCUCAUCGGUCGAAUUAUAUACUAAUAUUUACUUUAACUCUAAUCCUGUUCAAAAGGAAAGAGCUUAUAUAACACAAGUAAGAGACAACGCCAUUGUGGUGUUUAUUCCACGCUUUGGAUUCGAACAUGUCAUUUUCUUGAAUAAGGACAAUGUCAAGUAUACCAAGAUGGAAUAUAAUGAGCAAAAUGACUCCAUUUCGUUUAGUGAUGACAAAACGAAAAAAACUACGAUACUCACAGCAUUCGAGCACAUUGAUAUUCGCAUCUUUGUCAAGACAUCCAAAAAUUAUAGAAGGAAGUUAUGUGUGGAAAUUGUUGACCCAGAUGUUAUGGUUCUCGAUACUGCCUUUCCUUUCCAUUUGGUGAAAUCCCUCAAUAAUAAUGAGGAAUCGUCAAAGCAACAAAGACUUGUGGUGCAACGGUCUCAGACACCUUCAACGGCAUCAUCCUCUUCAGCAGAAAAGUUACCAUCUGCUUCCUCAGAAAAGUCAUCCAAUCAACAGUUACCAUCCAGGAAGCAGAAAGCCACAAGCUCUUCCUCCGUCACAUCGCCAAGCAAUCCCAAGAAUCAAGCAAGUAGUUCAGAAGAUUAUGUUUCCCCGUCAUCAGACGACAAGAAACGAAAACGUAAUACCAGCAAAGAACAGCUCAUGCAAAAAUUGAAACAACAAAAGAAGUAA
Naegleria fowleri is the source of this 3366-nucleotide messenger RNA. RefSeq lists its product as uncharacterized. Bases 1 to 3366 code for a protein of 1121 amino acids. The record is from RefSeq and is a predicted model, not a curated record. The transcript has a single exon. Gene Ontology annotation, cellular component: cytoplasmic exosome (RNase complex); nuclear exosome (RNase complex). NCBI's taxonomy places the organism in Eukaryota, Heterolobosea, Eutetramitea, Acrasida, Naegleriidae. Gene Ontology annotation, biological process: rRNA catabolic process. Gene Ontology annotation, molecular function: RNA binding; endonuclease activity; 3'-5'-RNA exonuclease activity.